AUGGCAUCGUUGCUCUCUCCAGACAAUCAGGAGAGCAAUGUUGAAGGCUUCUUUCUUGUCAUGAAACUAUGCAGUCCAUCCAGAGUUUAUAACAGCUGCAUGAGACCCAGGAUUUGUCCUGGUCUCCAAUUUUACAGUCAAAAUAAUGAAAAAGUCAAUACAUCAGCAAAAGACCAGGAGAAUACGAAAACUAACGAAGAAUCUUCGUCCGUAAAACUAGUGGAAGAUGGUCCACCCGAUGAUAAAAAAGCUUUCUUUGGGCAUCCACUGACCGCUGCUACAUCAGCAAUUAAUGGCGAUGAUACACAGGCACUGAGGGCAGCCCUCCAACAUGAGUAUAUGAAUUUUUCAGCAGCAUACAGCAACGAUGCAAAAGAUAAACUUUUCUCAUUAUGUGAUGUAACUAGGGAUGCAAAAUAUAGAAAAGCUCAAGAAUUGAAUGCGAUUGAUGAUAUGAUCUUUGAACCCAAUACUGAUGACAACUAUUGCGUAAACACCAGCGGCUACAACUUCGGUCCCGAAGCAGUGAAAUCCUUUUCAACAAGCAGCGGAACUAGCUGUUUAGGUAAAAAUAUAAGAGUAGCAGCCAGUACAGUAAAAAUUCCAAAUCCAUCCAACGAAACAUAUUCGUCUGUCAACGGCUCUUCAGCCUCUCCAAUGCUCACAUCAACUACUCCUGAAUUUGGCAUUAUUUCGAGUUUAAGAGGAUAUAGGAGCGAUGACAAUGAUAAGAAUCUUGAAAACGCUAGUUCUAACAACUUGAAUGGUCUUAAUCCUUCAUCGUCGCCAAUCUCAUCAUCCUCUCUUUUGGACGGCGCUUCGUCUUUAAUUCAAGAAAUAAACACGGAGUCCACCAAUUCAGCACCUAUCACUAAUGAAUCAGGCACUUUGACUUCCUCCCAACUAGACCAAACUGACACACCGACCAAUAGAGAAGGAAACGUUAGUCUCAUCAUCAACAGGUCCACUUCACUUAGCAUUGAUGCAAAUAUAAAUCUUCAUGACACUGCUGACACCGAAAGAAUUCUUAAUAGAGAUUCCUCAAAUAAUACGCUUGAAAAUCAGCAGAUAAUAAAUUUGUCGAAUUUGACUGCUACUUGUUCAAGCUCCGAAACAACUACAGCUCUCAUUUGUGGAACAACAGUUACACUUCAGUGUAGUAGCAAUAGCAGUAAUAAUAACAACAACAACAAUAAAACUGGUCAUUCGACUGUAACCACUCGUUCCACUUUAUACCCGCCUCCGGUUCAACUUCCGCUAAGUCCAGUUGCAACUUUAUCAACUCCAUUGUCUUCCGUUUGUACUGUCCCUGACGGGCAAGAGAAUUGCCAAGGAGAGAGACAUGUAACCUCUGAAAAUGGACUUUCAUUUGGUUCCCUUACAAAGGUUCAGCAAUCAUCACAUGUUUAUGAUAGACGUACAGACGACAGCGCUACAUCUUUGACAUCAGUAUCUCUUAGUGUUAUUGGCGACCCAGAAACAGGUGAUCAGACGAAUCUUUCCCUUUUCGAUCAGCAUCAAACUCGUGAACCUGCACAGGUAGCUUUGCGUCAACAGCAACAACAUAACAUCUUUCUGAUAGAACAAAAUUCUAAAGUAUCAACUUCGGCAGCAUCAAAAACUUCUGAAACAGUUGUAAACCAGCCUGUGUUGGGCGCUGGGGACGAAGCAGUUACCUUGGAAGAAACAAGUGGAGGAAGUGCGUCUCCGCCACUGCUACCCCAACAAACUCCAGCAGCAGCAGAAGCUACAGGUAGUAACAACAACACUCCCACCGACACUACAGUCGGGGUUGUGGAAGUGACAGCAACUAGUGUGGGGAUAUUGACAACAAGCGGACCAACGUCAACGGCAAUUGGAGACGUAAACCUCCACCUCAACCAUCAACAUCCCCACCACCAUCAACAACAUAAUCAGCAGCAGCCGAUACAGGUAAUACCGUCAUCAGUAACGACCACAGCACAGACCAGUUCGGUACAGGUAAGGCAGUCACCGACAGAAGAAGCGGUUUCCCUUUCCACAAAUUCAAAUUCAACAAACAAACUCCUUAUCCAAGCACUGUCGGCUAAAAUCCGACAACGAAUGAACGACAGCACCUCGAUAUCAUCUACUUUGGCCCCUUUGGCUUCAACGACCACUAUAACAACUGCCUCAACAUCGGGUGUCUGCAGUGUGAUCGAGCAACAACAGCAAAACAAUUCUCAUAUUAGUAACAACAGUGGAGUGCGUGUAAUAACUCCGGCUAACGGUCAGCAAAUUACAAAUCAUCACCUACAACAACAAUCCGGUCAGGCCCACUACCACAAUAUUCCGACAGGUAAUCCUUGCACCCUUCAGACAACCCACACUAAUCCAACUACCUGCGAGAUGGUAAUGGUAGACACGUCCAUGCACCAGCGAACCAUAGAGGAGUCCUCACAACAACAACAACAACAACAGCAGCAACAGCAGCAGCAACAACAACACCAACAGCAACAAGUGAAUCAUUUAUACCUAGAAAGUCUUGACCAUGCUGGAACCGCUCAUCUUUACGUCAAACAAGAAGGAUUUCUGGAUGAUCUCAGUAGCGGCGACAUUUCAGGCUUCGAAAAUCACAAUCGACUGACCCCUUUACCGCCGGUCAGUACUUCAGUUAUGAUGUCCGCUCCAACUCCACCCGGAAAUGUUGAUAGUGGUGGUGGCGGAGGAGGCGGACCAGGUCCUGGGGUGUCCGGAGGUGCAACUAACGGAGGAGGGGCUGGUUUGAUUACAAACUCACAUGGUCAGUGCCUUCAAGUUCUACAGCCUGUACAGAGCGUUCAACAACAUGUACACAGCUUGCAACAACAACAGCAACAACAACAACAACAACAACAACAGCAACAGCAACGUGUGGCUGCAGGAAUGGUACCUACAAGCUAUCCCGGAUCAGUGGGUGGAUCAGGAGCAGGUGGUCCAGCUUCAUCCACGGACGCUUUUUUUUCCAACUAUUUCAGUCGACCAGGUUUAGAUGGUAAUGGUCAAGCAAACUAUGAAACACGUGAGAUCAUACGCUUGUUCUCCGAAACGCCUCGAUUUUAUUCGGACCAGUCGCAGGCCAUUUACCAGCAGCCUCCCUAUGGCGGAAGUUUACAGUCUCCGGAUAGUGGAUACCAUGAGUGUAUGUCUCCAACUGAAACCACGGGGUUUAAAGAAACUGCUACUUUGGCAUCCAGCUACAACACUGCACCUAACGGAGGAGGCAGUGGGGAGAUUAUUCCAGACGUAAAACCAAAAAUAAUAAAGCGGCGUCGUUCGCAAAGCACAGUCAGUCUGAAAGGACAAAUUCCUGGAGGAGAAAAAUUACAUGGUUCUAGUGUUCAUAUACCAAAAAUGGAAACAAAUCCGUCUGGAUUCAAGUAUAUCUUGGAAACCCCAACAUCCACAACCCAACGAAUUGAAGAAGACCGAAUCACAUAUUUAAAUAAAGGACAAUAUUACACGUUAACGAUGGAAAAUAUCAGCAAAGAACAGUUAAGCAAAAACCUGACAGUCACGUCGCUGAUUAUGGUUAAAUUCCGAGAGCCAAUGAGUUUAGAGAAAAACCUUAUAGCGUGGGAAUUAUGGAGUGAUCGACAACACAGUACUAAGACUCGUAUACUCGACAUCGACACAAAAAAUGGUCAGGGAAUUCUCUCAAAUUCUAUAGAAGAGUUAUCUCAUAAUGCGGUAUCUGUAAAAUGGAAGCCUUGCGAUGUACCGGCAACAGUAAAUAUUGCUAUAAAUUGCCUAAGUACAGAUUUCAGUAACCAGAAGGGGGUAAAGGGUAUACCGUUGCAUAUUCAAGUGGACACAUAUGUAGGGGAAGAUAGGUACCCAGUACACAGAGGCUACUGCCAGGUUAAAAUAUUUUGUGACAAGGGGGCAGAACGAAAGACUCGUGAUGAAGAACGACGAAGAACAGCCAAAGUGAAAGGAGAGAAUAAUUCCUCUCCUGAAAGUUCCCCUUCUCUAGAUGGUCGUAAGAGAGUUGAAGAAAUUUAUCACCCGGCAAAUGAACGAUCAGACUUCUAUUGCAUGAAAGAUCUUACCUCAGAGCCACAACUAUUCAAUCCACUCGGUGAUAUUGAAGAUUACAGGCAUGGUAUUGUUCACUACUCGUUGCCAGAAGACGAUCGUGCUAUAAACACAAAUAACAAUAAUACAAACAGUAAUGUGGAUCCAAACAGCGAUUCGUGCUAUCCACCAGCAAAAGUGCCGAGACGAAAUAACUUCCUUUACUGUAUGACAUAUCAAAAAGUAAUGCUGUACGUUCGUGAACAGACAGAAGAAACAUUUACUGCCCUGUUAUUAAGAACCCCGACUGUGGAAGGUCUUCUGAGAGCUGUGGAAGAAAAAUACGAGAUACCAGCGUCAAAGGUGAAAAACACGUAUAAAAGAUCGAAAAAGGGGGUUCUAAUCAAAAUGGACAACAAUAUUAUACAGCAUUAUGCCCACGAGACAACGUUCAUCAUCGAGAAGUGUCGGACACCAGACGAAAAAAGUUAUGAAAUUAUACUGACUGAAAUUGACCCUUGA
Acanthosepion pharaonis is the source of this 4536-nucleotide messenger RNA. NCBI's taxonomy places the organism in Eukaryota, Metazoa, Mollusca, Cephalopoda, Sepiida, Sepiidae. The record is from the annotation of a GenBank genome assembly.